Molecule: messenger RNA, 3433 nt
Organism: Cornus florida
Lineage: Eukaryota; Viridiplantae; Streptophyta; Magnoliopsida; Cornales; Cornaceae
Product: LRR receptor-like serine/threonine-protein kinase HSL2
Exons: 2
Coding region: 243-3212 (989 amino acids)
Biological process (GO): protein phosphorylation
Molecular function (GO): protein kinase activity; receptor serine/threonine kinase binding; ATP binding
Source: RefSeq, a predicted model, not a curated record
UAAUUAUUACCACUUCAUAAGUAGCUCUUUCCAUGUGAACACACCCAAAAACACACACACACAGUCAAGAAAGAAACUGUGCGAUUCCCGGAAAACCUGUUUGCCUUGCACUUGUCACCCAUGCAUCUUCUUUUCUCUCUCUAUAUCUCACACUCUCUCUCUCUACAAUCUAGACUCUCAGCAAAUGUUUAUUCUCAUUCUAAGUAACAGAACUCUAACAUCUGUAUAGCAAAAAAAAAAAGAUGACUUAUCAGAGGACAAAUCUUUGUUAUCUGACACUGAUUAUAGGUGUUGUGUUGGUGGGUUGUGUUGCUUUGGGGACAUCUCUGAACCGAGACGGCGUCGUCUUGCUCCGGGUCUUCGAUGAGCUCCACGACCCUGAUGGUAACCUCCGGGACUGGGUUGAGACGGGUCAGAGCACUCCUUGCAAUUGGACUGGCAUUACCUGCCAAAACGGCGCCGUGGUUGCCAUUGACCUAAUCAGUCUAAACAUCUCCGGCGGCUUUCCGGCGGGCUUUUGCCGGAUUCCUACUCUCCGAAAUCUCACUCUGGCUGAUAACAACUUCGAAGACACUCUCUCCUCUGACUCCAUCUCAUUCUGCUCUCACCUCCAUUUAGUGAAUCUCUCUUCCAACCUUUUCGGCGGCGAAUUACCGGAGUUAUCGCCGGAAUUUUUCAACUUGAGCUCGCUCGAUCUCAGCCGGAACAACUUCUACGGCGAUAUUCCGGCCAGUUUCGGCCGGUUUCCGGCGCUUCAAGUACUCAAUCUGAACAGUAACCUAUUCAAUGGCUCAAUCCCCGAGUUCUUGACCAAUCUCACUGAGUUGACUGUGUUAUCACUCGCUUACAAUCCUUUCACACCAGGUCCUUUGCCUUCAACAAUCGGAAAGCUAAAGAAGCUUGAGAAUAUAUUUCUUGCGAGUUCAUUCCUCAUCGGAGACAUACCGGAGUCAAUCGGAGACCUCGUUGCUCUGCAAAAUCUCGAUCUCUCCGACAACCAACUUUCCGGCGAAGUUCCGGAUUCCAUUGGUGGAUUGAAGAGCGUGGUUCAAAUCGAGCUCUUCAAGAAUCAACUCUCAGGUGAAUUGCCUGACGUAUUCGCCAAUCUGACUUCACUGCUCCGAUUCGACGCCUCCGAAAACAAUCUCACCGGAAAAUUUCCACAAAGUCUCGCCAGUUUGCAUCUCCAAUCACUCAAUAUCAAUGACAACAAUCUCGAAGGCGGAAUUCCAGAAUUUGUAGCUUUAAGCCCUAAACUCACUCAAUUGAAGCUCUUCAAUAAUAGGUUUUCUGGUACUUUGCCGGUGAAUUUAGGUUUGAAUUCAGAGUUGGAAGAAUUUGAUGUCUCUGGUAACCAAUUUGAUGGUGUAUUGCCUCCGAAUCUCUGUCACAGAAGGAAACUUCAACGUCUCGUCAUUUUCAACAACAAAUUCUCAGGUACGAUUCCAGAGUCCUACGGUGACUGCGAUUCGAUGAAUUACAUUCGUGUAUACACCAAUCAACUCUCCGGAGAAAUACCAGUUCGUUUCUGGAAUUUCUCUGGACUUGAAUUCAUUGAUCUCGGUAACAACAGAUUUGAAGGCUCUGUUUCUCCUUCAAUCGCCGGCUCUCAUGGCCUAACACAAUUGCUGAUCUCCGGCAACAACUUCUCCGGCGAGUUUCCAGCUCAAAUUUGCAAUUUGAAGAAACUCGCAGUCAUCGAUGCGAGCAGAAAUCAAAUUUCCGGUGAAUUGCCUUCGUGUAUAACCAAGUUGAAGAAGUUACAGACUCUUGAUCUUCGAGAUAACGCGUUUACUGGUGAAAUUCCGAGCACUGUGAGUCCUUGGAGAGAGCUUACAGAGCUGAAUUUAGCUAAUAACAAGCUCACCGGAAAAAUUCCGAGUGAGCUCGGGAAUUUACCGGUGUUGACGUAUUUAGAUCUCGCCGGGAACUCACUUUCCGGUGAUAUUCCAGCGGAGUUGACCAAGCUGAAGCUAAACAAGUUCAAUGUCUCUGACAACAAACUUGGAGGCAAAGUCCCUGUUGGCUUCAACCAGGAGUUUUUUCUACGGAGCCUAAUGGGUAACCCGAAUCUGUGCAGUCCGGAUCUCAAACCACUCCCUUCAUGCUCCAAACGCAAACCCGUUAGCUUCUACAUCGUAUGGAUCCUAGCCGCCUUGGCUGCACUACUUGUCGGGUCACUUGCCUGGCACUGGCUCCACAAGACCGGAAAAUUGAAAUUGUUUGGAGGAAGAAGCAAGCGUUUGUGUAAUAUUACCUCAUUCCAACGGGUCGGAUUCAACGAAGAAGAAAUAGUGGUCCCUUUGACGGAGGAUAACCUUAUCGGCAGUGGAGGUUCGGGUCGGGUUUACCGGGUGAAGCUCAAGACUGGGCAAACUGUGGCGGUGAAGCGGCUGUGGGAUGGUAACCGGCAGCCAGAAUCGGACAUUGUGUUCCGGGCGGAGGUGGAGACGCUGGGGAGGAUCCGGCAUGGCAAUGUAGUGAAAUUGUUGUCUAGUUGUAUUGGGGAGGAUCUUCGGGUUCUGGUUUACGAGUACAUGGAAAAUGGGAGCUUGGGUGACGUGCUGCAUGGAGAGAAGGGUGGGGUGGUGUUGGAUUGGGCCAAGAGGUUUGGGAUCGCGGUCGGGGCAGCGAAGGGGCUGGCCUACCUGCAUCACGAUUGCGUGCCGCCUAUCGUGCACCGGGAUAUCAAGUCUAACAACAUACUGUUGGAUGAAGAGUUUAGGCCUUGUCUGGCUGAUUUUGGGCUGGCCAAGACAUUGCAGCAAGAUGUGAAUGAGGGGGAUGGUGUCAUGUCUCGUAUUGCUGGUUCCUAUGGCUACAUUGCGCCAGAGUAUGGCUACACAAUGAAAGUGACUGAUAAGAGUGAUGUGUAUAGCUUCGGUGUGGUAUUGCUGGAACUAGUCAUCGGCAAGAGGCCAAAUGACUCGUCAUUUGGGGAGAACAAGAACAUUGUGGCGUGGGUUACAGAGGCUGCAUUAUCAUCCCCAGAGCAAGGAAGUGGCACCGAUGGGAGUUUUUCUGCAGAUUUGAGUCGGCUUAUAGACCCAAGAAUGAGCCCACCAUCGACAAGCGAUUUUGAAGAGAUCGAGAAGGUUUUGAAUGUGGCUCUUCUUUGCACUUCAGCAUUUCCCAUGAACAGACCUUCCAUGCGAAGGGUUGUCGAAUUACUUAAGGGUCACUCAUCAGUUCGUUCGAAGCAAUGUACUUAAAUUGUAGCAGUUAUUAGGUCUCCUAGACAUUGGCUUGUUGCGGGUGGCAUCCAAUUUUUGUGUGAUUGUAUUUAUGCCAAUGUGAUGUACUCAUACAAGUAGAAGUUUGAAUAGCCUAGUUAGUUUUGUGCCAAGAGGUCCAAUUAUCCAAGACAGCUUGAAUAGCCAAAAGUCAGACAUCUUAAUAUUUCAUAUUUAGGCUCCUUUGUUUGGAUCUAAAA